Cynoglossus semilaevis (tongue sole) is the source of this 1187-nucleotide messenger RNA. Its product is annotated as heterogeneous nuclear ribonucleoprotein A0-like. The transcript has 2 exons. Bases 287 to 1051 code for a protein of 254 amino acids. Gene Ontology annotation, biological process: mRNA splicing, via spliceosome. Gene Ontology annotation, molecular function: mRNA 3'-UTR binding. NCBI's taxonomy places the organism in Eukaryota, Metazoa, Chordata, Actinopteri, Pleuronectiformes, Cynoglossidae. Gene Ontology annotation, cellular component: catalytic step 2 spliceosome. The record is from RefSeq and is a predicted model, not a curated record.
CAAUACCUGACAUUCCUUUCUCAUUGCUGGAACACACAGAAGAUAACCAAUCAGUAACAGUAAUCAAGUACCGUAGUUACUGACCAAUGAAAGGACAGUAAUGAAUCAUUAAAACCAAGGGGGAAAAAAAUUGUUUACUAGGACUGGCUGUUCUUUGAUCCUUUGUUUUCUUCAUAUGCUUUGGUAGGACCAAGUUCAGAAACAUCCUAACUGCCAAAGGAUUUAGUUGUAGAGAAGGAGAGCUUAACUGAUGAACCUUGCGUCUGCCAUAGAUAACUGAUAUCGUAUGCUCAAAAUGAGUGACCAGCUUUGUAAGCUCUUUGUUGGGGGACUCAACGUGGACACGGACAGCAAUGGCCUGCGCAAGCACUUUGAGCAGUACGGUACACUCACCGACUGCAUCGUCAUCGUGAAUAAGCAUCUACAGCGUUCCCGCUGUUUUGGCUUUGUAACCUACUCCACACCAGAAGAGGCGGACACGGCCAUGAAAGCCAGGCCGCACACUAUUGACGGCAACGCCGUUGAACUCAAGCGUGCAGUUGUGAGAGAGGACGCAAACAAACCAGAGGCUCUCGCAAAGGUGAAGAAAAUCUUUGUCGGUGGUUUGAAGGACGACAUAGAAGAGGAACAUCUGAUCAGACAUUUUAGUCAAUACGGUGACGUGGAAAAAGCUGAGGUCAUCUCAGAGAAGGAGACGGGAAAGAAAAGAGGGUUUGGCUUUGUGUUCUUUGUUGAACACGACGCAGCCAACAAGGCGGUAAUAGUAAAAUUCCACAACAUCAGUGGACACAAAGUUGAAGUGAAGAAAGCCCUGACAAAGCAGGAGAUGCAGGCCGCUAAAAGAGGUGUGAUGGCAAUGGGAGGUCGGUCAGGCAGAGGCAUGAGGGAGAGUCAGAACAGCUACAGCAGCAGGGGCUACGCUGGAAACUAUAACUACGGGAAUGGCACUGGCUACAACUGUGGCGGCGGCUACAGAAAUUACCCCACGUAUGGAGGUGGAUAUGGAGACCAGGGGAGUGGCUACGGCGGUGGAAAUGGAUACAGUGCCUGACGUACUCAUACUGGUCCAGGACUUGGUGGUUGGGGACCCGAAAAAUAUGCUACAAUCCAUUUAAGUGGAAAAUAAAGAAAACGUGUGUGCAUUUGAAAUCGGAAAUAAAUGGCAAAAAACAUUCUGUCCUGUCUUG